AUGGAAGAAAAGAAAAGGAAAAAAGACGAAACACUCAAAGACAACUCUCACAAAAAGGCCUCUGGUCAGAAAGCCAAAGUGCCGGAGUCUGCUCCCUCUAGUACCAGUCCCGGUUUACCCCGACACCAUCUCCACCCAACCAGCCUUGCAACUUUUUCCUCCUCGUCGCCUCCUUCUGGCGAUGGCAAGUCUGCCUUGUCCAGCCAGUCUAGCCAGUGCCAGUAUCAAACUCCCCCUUUGCCGCAGUGCCAGUUGUCCUCUGUCAGUGGUCGCUACCCACCUCGAGAGGUGCCCCCGCGCUUUCGGCAACAGGAGCAGAAGCAUCUACUGAAGAGAGGGCAGCCUCUGCCUCCUGGAGCUCUUGGCGUGCUCAGCAUCCCCCCAGUCUACUCUACAGACUGUACUAACUCUGCCACCACCUCUGCGGCCAAGCGGCUCACAGAUAUCUCACAGAACGGCGUGGAUACCCAGCAUGAGACAUCCCAUUGGGGAACAUAUUUGCCUGUUGACAGCUCCUUCAGUCCCAACAACUGGAAAAGAGUGAAUAUUGACGCCAGUGAUAAAGACUCUUGGCUCUCAAUCAGAGGCAGAAGUGACCCUUCUUCAGCAGAAUGCCCCUGGGGCUCAUCUUGUUCUGACCACAAUACCAGCGCCGGCACCACCACAGAGUGCAGUAGUUCCCAGAGCAUGGCCACAGGUGCUGCAGGCCAGCAGGCCCACUACCCCUCUCUGAAAUCAAACAACAAUAUGAUGACUGGACCUGUGUCUGCCAGUACCUUAAGUGGGAACAGGGGGUGGAGCUCAGAGGGAAAAUCAGAUGUGAUGAAUGGUGGUCGAAUGGGAAUGCCCAAUAACUGGGGAUCAUCCAAUUUUAAUUUAAACCUCAAUCCUAAUGCCAACCCUUCCGCAUGGCCUGUUCUUGGUCAUGAGGGCAGUGGAAGUAAUGGCCCCAAUGGGCUGCCCAACUCCUCAUCUCUUACCUCUGGUAUAAAGAGUAAUGGAAAUCUUGGAGGACCAGAUGUGAGUGGUGGUGGGUGGGCUGGCAUGAUGACUACAAAAGAGAUGGAUCAUCAGCACCCUUCGACCAACACUUGCUUAUCUUUUAAUAUGGAGCCUGUAAACCUUAAUUCUGACGGACCAAACCAUACAAAGCAACAACAACAAACUCAGGAGCCAAUGAGCCCUAUCCACGGGAUGACGGGGUGGGGAGGCCAGUCCCCAACAGAAUCAUCUCAGCUCAAUGGAGACACAACAGGCAGCUCAGUAUGGGGAGGUGGGGACUCUAAGGCAGCUGACUCCCCUAAAGACUCUGGCUGGGACUCCAAUCCAUCCGGAGCCCUAUCUUCUUGGGGCCGUCAAGGCAGUGGGGCAGGAAGUAAUGGAGGUAAUACAUGGGGGGACUGGGGAAAGUCCUCUGGAGGAGAUGCACCCAAAGGCUGGGACUCUAUUGAUGCUGCAAGUUCUGGUCCUGGACAAGAGCAGCCGCUGAGCUCCUGGGGCCAGCAGCCAGGGGAGGUCCUCAGUCAAUGCAGACUGGAUCAGAGUGGAAUGAUCCUCAGCCAAAAGCCCAAAACAGCACUAACAGUGGGUGGGGAGAUCCUAUGCCUGCCAGUGGUCCUAAAAGUGGAGGCUCCUCCUCUUGGGGGUCCGAAGAUAAGGGAAUGGGGAGAGCCAGAGGCCAAGAACAAUGGCAAUCCCAGUAGCAUGUGGGAGGGGGAGAAUGGAAAUGGUGGUAGUUCUGGGUGGAAGGACAGCCCUCGAGCAGGAAAUCGAGGUGGUGGCUGGGGUAAACAAGCUCCUCCAGUGAAUAAUAGUUGGGGAGAUGCAACACGUGCCAAUGGGGAAGUUCAGGGGAGCUGGGCCUCCUCCAAACCUCAGGAGAGCAGCAGUAGCAGCACCGGCAGUGGAGGUGGUGGUAGCAUUGGUUCUUGGGGUGGUCCUAGUUCUGUGAAGCAGAACAACUCAAACUGGAGUGAUGCCAAUAAAGCAGAUCAGGGCAUGGAGCCAACUGGCUGGGAAGAGCCUUCUCCUCCUUCCAUUCGAAGAAAGAUGGAGAUUGAUGAUGGAACGUCAACAUGGGGGGAUCCCAACGUGUAUGACAAGACUAAGACCGUCAACAUGUGGGAUCGCAACAAUCCCACUGGAACUCCUGGAAACAACAGUGGACCACCACCAAAUAAGAGCGGUGGAAUUCUACCCAACAAUAACAACCACACUGUGUCAAACGGCAGCCAUCAUCACAGUCAUCACAUGCAGCAUCAUCCUCAUCAUGGCCCACCCCCAACUCACAUCCAGCACCAUGGAAACAACAACGGCUCGCCCAACAGUGGAGUCUCUCACCCAGGAGCAGGCCCUCAAAGACCUCCUAUCGCCAACCCAGGAUGGGGCGAGCUCCCAAAUGUUCAGCCCAAGUCAGAGCCUGCUUGGGGGGAACCAGCUGCUCCAACUUCUGCUGUGGACAAUGGCACUUCUGCCUGGGGAAAGCCAUCAGGGGGAGUCGGAGGAUGGGGAGAUGGUGGACACGAGUCCUAUGGCAGGGCCAAUGUCCCCCCUGGUCCUGCGCCAUGCAAAUCAGGCCCUAAACCUAUGCAAGAUGGCUGGGGAAAUGGAGGAGAGGAAAUGAGUAUGUCAACCAGCCACUGGGACUCAGAGGAUGGAGAUAUGUGGAACAGUCCUACAUCACAGGAAAGCAAUUCAUCUUGCAACUCUUGGGGCAGAAAGGGUCCAAACAAGGGGAAGAUGGGUAACAAACCAGAUGAAGCUUGGAUCAUAACUCGUCUGGUCAAACAGCUGACUGACAUGGGAUUUCCGAGAGAUCCUGCAGAAGAGGCAUUAAAAAGUAACAACAUGAACCUUGAUCAGGCAAUGAGUGCCCUGUUGGAGAAAAAGACAGACCUGGACAAGCGAGGCAUGGGCCUUUCCGAUUACAGUAACAGCAUGAACAAAUCCCUGCUUUGCCGACCCUCGAUGCUCUCCAAAGACUCAUCUGAUCGCACUAACUUUCUGGACAAGGAUGGUGUUCUGUCAGAUGAUUCUCCUUCAUCACCAUUUCUGCCUUCUCCUGGCCUAAAGCUCCCUAUGGCCAACAGUAGCCUUUCAGGGCAGGGUCUGGGACAGGGCAGUCCAGGGCUGGCAAUGCAAAACUUGAACAACAGACAGAUAACAAGUGGAAUGUUUGGCAGCAGUGGAGCAGCACAAAGCCGGGCCAUGCAGCAGCAGCCUCCACAGCCAUCAGUGCCACCUCUCAGCUCCUCCCAGCCGAGUCUACGUGCUCAAGUGCCUCAGUUUCUCUCCCCUCAGGUCCAAGCACAGCUCUUGCAGUCUGCAGCAAAAAACAUUGGUCUGAAUCCUGCACUUUUAACCUCACCAAUAAAUCCUCAACAAAUGACCCUGUUGUACCAACUUCAGCAGCUGCAAAUGGCAUACCAGCGUUUACAAAUCCAGCAGCAGAUGAUGCAGGCACAACGCAAUGUUUCUGGCCCUAUUAGACAACAAGAGCAGCAAGUUGCACGUACAAUCACCAACAUGCAGCAGCAGAUCCAGCAGCACCAGCGUCAGCUGUACCAGGCGCUGCUCAUGAAGCAGCAACAACUUCCUACUCAUUCCUCCAACUCUUCCUCUGCUGGUCUGCACCCUCCAGGAGGCCCUCCUGGAGGUCCUGGAAAAUCAUCCAUGGACCCUUUCUCUGGCUCCCACCAUUCUUCGGGCCUUGCUGACACACUACACACCAAAGAGCCUCCAUCUUCUCCCAAUUCCUACAACACCUAUCCUCUCACUGGACUGACUCCGAACAUGAAUGUAAACUGCAUGGAGGUAGGGGGCCUGUCGCUGAAGGAGCCCCCUCAGCCUCAGUCCCGUCUAUCUCAAUGGACACACUCCAAUGCCAUGGAUAACCUUUCUGGCAAUAUCAGUAAUAUGGAGAGCAACCUCAAUAAACAUGGUGCCAUAACUGCUGUCUCCUCUCUGGGCCCUUCUCGGAAAGCCCCGCAACUGGAGGACUCCUACAGCCCUUACAGCCUAAUGUCCUCGACUGAGUCUCCUUCCAGCUCCCUGGUCACUGCAGACAGCUGGGGCCAGGGAAAGAGCCCAAAUGAAAAGAUAUCCAAUGGGAACAACAUAAACUGGCCUCCAGAGUUUUGCCCUGGUGUGCCAUGGAAGGGCCUUCAGAAUAUUGACCCUGAGAAUGACCCUAACAUGACGCCCGGCAGUGUCUCAACUGGUCCCACCAUCAACACGAACAUCCAUGAUGUCAAUCGAUACCUUUUACGAGACAGGAACGGGGGGAAACUCUCUGACAUGAAGUCCACUUGGUCUCCAGGGCCCAUCUCCCAAAGUCAAGGCUCUCUGUCCCAUGAGCUGUGGAAGGUUCCUCCAGGGCCUCGUAGCACCAUAGCUCCUUCUCGGCCACCGCCUGGCCUCACCAACACUAAAACUUCCACUUGGGGCGGCAACUCCCUGGGACUGACCCAGGGCUGGAGUAACUCUUACACGUCUGAAGGAACCACUUGGAGCACAGACAGCAGCAGCAGAACCAGCAGCUGGCUGGUGCUGAGGAACCUCACCCCGCAAAUUGAUGGUUCAACUCUGCGGACUCUGUGCAUGCAGCAUGGUCCCCUGAUUACAUUCCACCUCAAUCUUACCCAGGGCAAUGCUGUGGUCCGCUACAGCUCAAAAGAUGAGGCUGCAAAGGCUCAGAAGUCUCUGCAUAUGUGUGUACUUGGAAACACCACCAUUCUGGCAGAGUUUGCUGGUGAGGAGGAGGUGAACCGCUUCUUUGCACAAGGCCAGUCACUUGGGUCCAACACCACUAGCUGGCAGGCCAACCAGGGAACCAAUCAAAACCGAAUGGGAGGGGCAACACAGUCUCACACAAUUGAUCAGUGGAGCAGCGGCGGCAACGGAGCAGUGGGCAGCGGCGGUGCUAAGAACGGCAGCGGUGACCUGCUGUGGGGAGGUGUUCCCCAAUACUCCAGUUUAUGGGGGCCUUCAAGUGGAGAUGACACCCGUGUGAUCGGCAGCCCCACUCCCAUCAACACGCUGCUGCCUGGAGAUCUGCUGAGUGGAGAGUCCAUGUAG
This is a messenger RNA of Knipowitschia caucasica, 5076 nucleotides long. Lineage: Eukaryota; Metazoa; Chordata; Actinopteri; Gobiiformes; Gobiidae. The record is from the annotation of a GenBank genome assembly.